Pseudoliparis swirei is the source of this 2116-nucleotide messenger RNA. RefSeq lists its product as uncharacterized. Gene Ontology annotation, biological process: telomere capping; regulation of telomere maintenance via telomere lengthening. NCBI's taxonomy places the organism in Eukaryota, Metazoa, Chordata, Actinopteri, Perciformes, Liparidae. The transcript is spliced from 7 exons. Gene Ontology annotation, molecular function: telomeric repeat DNA binding. The coding region runs from base 91 to 1959 and encodes 622 amino acids. The record is from RefSeq and is a predicted model, not a curated record. Gene Ontology annotation, cellular component: shelterin complex.
UCUGCGCGUCACGUCUGCAACCCAAGAAGCCCUCAGCGGGGCCGCCGGGUGUGGUGCCGGGUCCACAGACCCACCGGAGCGCAGCGGGUGAUGGACGGACCGGAGCCGGACGACGCGCGGGUACCGGAGAGCAACAGGUUACCGCUGUGGAUCAUAGAGUACGUGUGGGCUCACGGGACCGUGGACCUCCGGGACGUGGUGGACCCGUCCAGUUGGCCCGAGCUGGACUCGGGGCCCCUGAGCCUCAGGGCCCCGUGGAGGCUGCGCGUCUCCUCGGCCGAGGUCCACUCCAUCGUGCGGCGCCGCUCCGUGGAGCGCUUUGAGAAGGUGACGCGCUUCCUGGAGGCCACCGACCUCCUGCUGCCCGGCCUGGUGGCGCCCAUCAAGCACAUGAAGGUCAUGUUCGGCCUCAAGACCAUGGUCGUCAUGAGGAUGCUCCGGGAGGGCCGAGGAGCGGUUGAGACGGUGUUGAAAACCAUCCAGUUCUUCCCGUGUCGCCUCCCUCAGUACCACGGUCGAUGUAGCCGACAUGCGAUGUUCCUCAUGAGGAAGAACCAUCUGGACUUCAAGCUCCUGGCACAAGCACUCGCUCUGGACCAGGACAAGCUGGCCGACUACAUGAAGGCUGGGAUGGAGCAGCAGUACGGGGAGCACUACGCCCAGAAGGUGGAGGACCGGCUGCUGCACUACCUCCAGCAGUUGGAGGCGGCGCUGCCAGGAGACACCUACAUCGACACGCUCCUGAAGAAGGAGAGCCCCGUGACGCAGGAGGAGAAGCUGCUGCUGGAAGUGGUGUCCUCCGACCCCGCUGCCAUAGCGACCGCUCUGAAGAAGCUGCUGCACUGUGACGCCGCUUCCUGUCGUCCGGGCAGCGGUUCCUCAGCACAUGGGAGGAGAGCCUUGGGGAGCGCGCCUCCCUCCAAGGCUCUCCUCCAGGAUCUCCUUCAGGGAGGAAAGGGGGCGGAGCCAGAUGAGCCCCAAGGUGGACUUCUGCUGCCAGAGAACGCCAACUUAAAAACCGAGCGGGACGUGGAGGUCGUCGGGAGGUCGUCGGAGGAGGACGGUGACGAGGGAGAGGAAGGAGCCGGUCCGAGGAGCGGGGGAGGAGGCGCUCCGGAGGCCUCCACCUCCCCCCAGUUCUGCUCCAAGCACCGGCGCUGGGUGAGGAGCAUCCUGCAGGAGUGUCCCGACGAGCCGCCGCUCCGGGCCCACGCGCCUUCGUCUUCGCCGCCGCCGCUGUUCCCGUCGUCUUCGUCCGCCGCGUCCUCCCAGGACCUCACGCCCUCUGGCAUCGCCCCCCCCGGCCAGACCUCCACCUCCACCUCCACCCACCUUCAGACGGCAGGCCGGGCGUCGGAGCAGGGGAACCCCGAAGAACGGCAGCGCUCCGGGUCUCAGAGGGAACCUGCCUCUGCUGAAGGGCCCCGCCCCGCCCCCCACGGAGCGCCUCCAGGUGACGACACACAGGUGGCUCCUGCUCCGAGUCCUCGGGUGCUGACCUCUCCCCCCCGCCGGACCCCAGGGAGCGACGCCCCCCAGACGUCUUCCUCCAAACGUUCCGGGAGGCUCCGACGGGCCGGCGCUCCCAGCAGAACCCCUCGGGCCCCUCGGCACCUUGAGGAGGCGUCUGCCUCGCCUCCUCAAGGUGCACCAAAGACUCGCAGGAGGCCGAGAUCCACCGCCGCCGGGUCCGGGAGCCGCGGAGUCCGGAGAGCGGCGCCGGGGUCGGCGAGGUCGAGUCCGGCUUUGCGUCUGCAGCCCUACGUCCGUCUCCACAGGCUCAGCGCUCAGGAGUGCUGCAGACGGACGACGGAGGAGGAGGAGGAGGAGGAAGAUGUGUCUUUUGAUGUGAACGCUCUUUACUCCGGGGGCUCGUCCGGGAGUGACGGCGAGGACGCGGUUCACUGCGACCCCGAGUACAAACCUCGCUUCAAGAAGAAAAGACUCCUCUCAGAGUAGCGUGGGAACUCUCACGGGGUCUGGAGGUCUGGAGCUGUGAAGAAGCACCGAUCCAUAUUUAAUAUGAACAGGUCCCAUGAAUAAUGAGACGUUUAACAUGGUCUAUUUUUAUUUAUUAUUUAUUUUGCCUCGACUAAAUAAAGCUGAAGUUCCGUGA